UUGUAUUUUUUAUAUAUUUUUUGUAGCAUAAGGUGCUGCCCUGAUUUUGGAUCUAGCAAUAGGCUCACCAUUUCGCCUCCGAAACGUGAUCAGAGUCACCAUCAUUCUUCACGAGAUCUUUCACAAAUUCAAUUGUCAUCUCAGUAUUCUCGAGAUCGCCUGACAGUCUACACUUCCAUCACCAUGUCCGGCCAUGAGGUAACUGAGGCUCAGCCCGUUCGGACGGCGAGCCGAACCCUGAGAGCGAAGCUGACAGGCCUUAUUCUAGAUACCAUUCAUUACAUGGAUGUUGUUGAUCAACUCAUUCAGUCGGCAACGUCUUCGCCACGUGACUGGGCCUGGCAACGUCAAUUACGCUUAUAUGCCAGUCCGGCAACCGAUGGCGAUCCUCUGACGCCAGCCAGGCAAUCUAGACAGUCAGGGAUGCCAACCGGGGUCCCAGGUAGUCAGGUAGGCUGA
Protopolystoma xenopodis is the source of this 459-nucleotide messenger RNA. Lineage: Eukaryota; Metazoa; Platyhelminthes; Monogenea; Polystomatidea; Polystomatidae. The record is from the annotation of a GenBank genome assembly.